AUGCCACCAGUGGUCUCUUCACAAUCUCCAAGUCCAGAAAAGACUACUGGAGGCGUACAGCUCUACAUGGAACUCUAUUCCACAUCAGAUGUGACUAGAAUCUGGUUCAGUGAUGGAUUUCAGCCCAAGCAGCUGUGGUUUGAGGUCAAUACCAAUGUAGUGGCACUGAGGGUUUACAGCAAGACCAGUCAGAAAGGAACUAACAGCUGCUCAGAGCGGAACGGAGGCUGCAGUCAGCUGUGCCUGGCCUACCCAGAGGGGCGUAGCUGCCGAUGUGGACGUGGUUACCAACCUGUCGACACCAAAACGUGUAGCCCCUUCCCCUCCCUCCAGUGUCCAGAGGGCAGCAGGGCCUGUAGCGACGGCAGCAGGUGCCUCCCCCUCACAAAGUUCUGUAACCACCAAACCGACUGCCUCGACCAUUCAGACGAGAUCAAAUGUUGGUCUGGAGUGAAGCCCCAAGAUGUCAGCCAUAGUAAACCUUCCCUGGGGCAUGCUGAGAGCACCGUCCCCCCUAGCCAGGACUGGUCUGGGAGGACCACCUCCGGGGGGGUAGAGGUGCAGAAGCUGGACUCUGAGUCAUGUGAUGCCCAGCAGUGUAAUGGACAUGGGAAAUGUGUGACAAGGGGUGGAGAAACCACCUGCCAGUGUGUUCUGGGAUACCAUGGUGUGUUCUGUGAGGAGGGUGAGGGUCCAGGGGUCAGUAAUGCCCCCCUCGCUUUAGGCAUCCUCAGCCUCAUUGGUGGAGUCCUCAUCGCUGCUGUCAUCAUCAGGAAGAGCAGAGCAAGAGCUGCAGCUCGGGGCCAGUCCACAGACAAGGAGACUCUGAUGACCAAUAUGGAUGAAGAGACAGUCUACGCUGUGUCUUUCAACAACGAUCUGUAUGAUCCUGACCAGGAUUUGAUCUCGUCUGCUGAUGGGACAUCUCAACAUCUGUAAAUGUUGUCUUUUCUCUUCUGCUCUGAAAUAAAGUCUAGGAUGUUGAA
Oncorhynchus masou masou (cherry salmon) is the source of this 986-nucleotide messenger RNA. Its product is annotated as low-density lipoprotein receptor-related protein 2-like. Bases 1 to 939 code for a protein of 312 amino acids. NCBI's taxonomy places the organism in Eukaryota, Metazoa, Chordata, Actinopteri, Salmoniformes, Salmonidae. The transcript has 6 exons. The record is from RefSeq and is a predicted model, not a curated record. Gene Ontology annotation, molecular function: hormone binding; protein binding. Gene Ontology annotation, biological process: receptor-mediated endocytosis. Gene Ontology annotation, cellular component: signaling receptor complex; apical plasma membrane; plasma membrane.